CCCUUCUCCAUUUCUCCCUUCUUCCUGUCUCAAUAAUUAUUGCUCUGUUUCUCUCUCUAGAUACUCGCUUAUCUGGUCAUGGCUUCAACGACGACGACGACGACGUCGUAUUGGUGUUACAGAUGCUCACGCUUCGUCACCGUUUCACCUCACAACGAAGACGAAGAACACAGCCACACAAGCAACAUCACGUGUCCUCACUGCGACGGUGGGUUCGUCGAAGAGAUCCAAUCCAACUCCACCUCUGAUAUCCGUCAAAACCGUAGCCGGGUUUCCAACCUUACCCGAAACCGCCGCAACGCCGGCGACCGGUCUUCGUUUAACCCAGUGGUCGUCCUCCGCGGAACCACCCCUGCCGCCGCUGCUGAAGACAACGAAGAUGGAAGCGCCUACGAGUUCUACUAUGACGAUGGAAUCGGUACGGGUCUCCGACCCGUACCGGAGAUGAUGUCUGAGUUUUUAAUGGGUUCAGGUUUUGACCGUUUACUAGACCAGUUAUCACAGAUAGAGAUAAACAGUUUAGGCCGGUCGGUUCCUAACCCGCCGGCAUCGAAAGUCGUGAUUGAAUCAAUGCCGAGUGUAGAAAUAAACGAAACGCAUGUGAUUUCGGAGACGUACUGUGCAGUGUGUAAAGAGGCGUUCGAGAUAGGAAACGAAGCUCGUGAGAUGCCUUGUAAGCAUAUUUAUCAUUCUGAUUGCAUUUUUCCUUGGCUUGCGAUGCGAAACUCUUGUCCCGUUUGCAGGCACGAGUUGCCUGUGGAGAAUUCCAGAGAGGAGGAGGUGGAAGGGGAGCUUGUGGGGCUAACUGUAUGGAGGUUGCCUGGUGGUGGGUUUGCUGUUGGGAGGUUUAGUGGGGGAAGGAGAGGUGGAGAGAGAGAAUUUCCGGGUGUUUUUACGGAGAUGGAUGGUGGUGGGAAUGGUGGGCUUAACGGGAGCAGUUGGCCGUCUCGUGAUUGGGAUUCUUGGGUGACUAGGAGGAGUAGAAGAAGAGAGAGUACUAGUGGUACUGGGGGUUUUAGGAGAGUUUUUCGUGGUAUGGCUUCGUUUUUAAGGAGGAUUAGGCCUAAUUCGUCGUCAAGAAUGCGUGAUGGAUCUGAAGAACCUUGAUCGAUUGAUAGAAGUUAUUCAAGUCGCGUGACAAGGAGGAGAAGAGGAUUGGAUGUGGAAGUUGAGGAAGGCGCUUGUAUGCGGUGAUAUCACUUGAUUGCUUCUUCUUAUCCUUCACAUAAAUGUAUCUGUCUACUUGGCACUUAAAACAGGUUAAGAAUUAAUUUUUUUUUUUCAUUUACUGAAAGAGAGCAGAGAUUUCUUAUCUCUUCAUAUUGAAAAAUUCUUUGUAUUUGCAGCAAAAGGAUAAAUUAUUCAGUUUUGUUGUUUCUGAAAUUUAGAAGAUAGUUGAACUGAAGGUGUAGGUGUUAAUCCGCAAUGUAGUAGAAGAGCGAAAGGCCUUAGUCUUAAAGCAUUUCCUUGUUAUCUACUGCAAUCAAUUAAAUUUUAACCUUGGCAUUCAUUCUAUUAA
Populus trichocarpa (black cottonwood) is the source of this 1519-nucleotide messenger RNA. RefSeq names its product E3 ubiquitin-protein ligase RDUF1. The record is from RefSeq and is a predicted model, not a curated record. The coding region runs from base 79 to 1107 and encodes 342 amino acids. Gene Ontology annotation, molecular function: ubiquitin protein ligase activity. Gene Ontology annotation, cellular component: cytoplasm. Gene Ontology annotation, biological process: protein ubiquitination. NCBI's taxonomy places the organism in Eukaryota, Viridiplantae, Streptophyta, Magnoliopsida, Malpighiales, Salicaceae. The transcript has a single exon.